Molecule: messenger RNA, 1049 nt
Organism: Brassica oleracea var. oleracea
Lineage: Eukaryota; Viridiplantae; Streptophyta; Magnoliopsida; Brassicales; Brassicaceae
Exons: 4
Coding region: 60-860 (266 amino acids)
Source: RefSeq, a predicted model, not a curated record
UUGUUUUUAAAUACCUCUCCCAUGUCUAGUAGCAAAGACCACACAGAAAAAGAGCAUUAAUGGAGUCUGCUAAAUCAAAUAUGAAUGGCCACCAAAACAUCAUCGUGAUGCGCCACGGUGAUCGGCUCGACCAUUGUAAGCCACUAUGGGUUUCAACCGCUGAGAGACCGUGGGAUCCUCCGCUCGUACACGAUGGUAAGGUUCGAGCCUAUCAAACCGGUCAAAGAAUCCGAUCUCAGAUUGGGUUUCCGAUUCACCGUGUCUUUGUUUCUCCUUUCCUCCGCUGCAUCCAGACCGCUGCCGAAGUCGUCGCCGCUCUCUCAGCCGACGAUCUCGAUGACAACGCUAUGCCUUCCAUCGAUAUCUCUAAGCUCAAGGUGGCUAUUGAAUUUGGAUUGUGCGAGACAUUGAACACAAUGGCUAUUAAGAGUGACGUUCUUCCCAAAGAUGGGAAGUUUGAUUUCAAGUUUUCAGAUCUUGAAGCUAUGUUUCCUGAGGGAACAUUUGAUCACAAUGUGGAAAUGGCUUAUAAAGAGUUUCCACAGUGGGGAGAAUCUGUGGAAGACUUUAAAGAAAGAUAUGUUAAUACAUUGAAGAUUCUUGCAGAGAAGUAUCCUUCAGAGAAUUUGUUACUAGUCACCCACUGGGGAGGUGUAAGUUCUGUGCUUUACAAAUACUUCAAAGACGCAACUAAGUACUUAGUAGACUACUGUGGUUGUGUUGAGUUGAGAAGGCAGAUUAUGGAUAAUGAUGGAUUUGGUGAAUCUGCGGACUUUGAGGUGGUUACAAGUCAUGGUGUAGCUUUCAAGAACAACAAAGCCCCGAUUCAUGGUCCUCUUAUAAUCCAAUCUCCCAUUUAGACGGCUUUUACAUGAAUAUUUUUGUUUGACGGUUAGAUUCAAUGAAACAUGAUUUAAUAAUUUUUCAUUCUCUUCCAUAGAUUUUCGAAACACCUACAUAUUUAUGGUUCGAUCUCUUUAUUUAUUUUUUUUGGUUUUUUUUUCAUUUUUCCCUUUUCCACUGAUGUAAUCUAUGUUUCAUUUUUAUCA